Phytomonas sp. EM1 is the source of this 801-nucleotide messenger RNA. The record is from the annotation of a GenBank genome assembly. NCBI's taxonomy places the organism in Eukaryota, Euglenozoa, Kinetoplastea, Trypanosomatida, Trypanosomatidae.
AUGAAACUCGAACCAAGAGAGCAUAGAAGAGCUGAAAACUACUUGGUCCAGUUUGCAGAUCAAUUGAAGCUUGGCCACCUUUACCUGGGAUACAAUAAAUACGGUCGCAAAAAGGUCAAAGCAAGAUCCAACAAAGCAGGUCGACCUCCUAAAACUGAGAAACUCCUCAUCGCACAAAAGCGAAGCCCGUCACCGGCCCGUUUGUCAGCCCGAAGGGAUGUGAAAGUACACAAAGGAAAAACAGCAGUUGUGAAGGCCAAAAAGGUAAAGCAAAUCACUCGCAAUCGAGUUGAGCCACCACUCUCCACUCUUCCAGAAGCAGUAACGGCCGGCAAGACUGCAGACGCGACCCCAACGCAGCCAACAGAUAAUAACACUAACGAAGAAGUCCUACCAGUGCGGAACCAUCGCGUUCCCCGCGCGCCUCGAACGAAGCGGGCACCCACUUUAGUGGCUAAUACGAGAAAAACCAAGAGCGCGAGCCGCGCCGCUUCCUCCCCACCGCCUCUCCCCGCCAACGAGGCGCCUUUGAUGCAGGGGAAGCAUCUGGUAAAGCCGACCAUCCGACUGAUCAGUGGGGAGAAGUACCAAUGCACGACCACAGACGACACACCCCUGCGCGAGUUCAAGACUAUGCUCCGUCGAUUAAAAGAUCCCAAAUUGAAGGAGACGAUGGGCCCUGGCGACGACGGCCACUCAACGCUCCUCGUGAUGAAUGGAGUGGUACUCGAUGGUGGGCCGGAAGCGAUCCUGAAGGAAUUUAACAUCACAGAUGAUUCAAUAAUUUACCUGUUCCCGUGA